Molecule: messenger RNA, 1279 nt
Organism: Drosophila mojavensis
Lineage: Eukaryota; Metazoa; Arthropoda; Insecta; Diptera; Drosophilidae
Product: cytochrome c oxidase subunit 1-like
Exons: 2
Biological process (GO): mitochondrial electron transport, cytochrome c to oxygen; electron transport coupled proton transport
Cellular component (GO): membrane
Molecular function (GO): cytochrome-c oxidase activity; heme binding
Source: RefSeq, a predicted model, not a curated record
AUGUAUCACGAGAAGGAACAUACCAAGGAUUACAUACUUACGCUGUUACUAUUGGCUUUAACUUUAUUAUUAGUAAGCAGUAUAGUUGAAAACGGAGCUGGAACAGGGUGAACUGUCUACCCUCCGCUAUCUUCAGGUAUUGCCCACGGAGGAGCCUCAGUAGAUUUAGCAAUUUUUUCUUUACAUUUAGCAGGGAUUUCUUCUAUUUUAGGUGCCGUAAAUUUUAUUACAACAGUAAUUAACAUACGAUCAACUGGAAUUACUCUUGACCGUAUGCCUUUAUUUGUGUGAUCUGUUGUAAUUACAGCUUUAUUACUACUGUUAUCAUUACCUGUCUUAGCCGGGGCUAUUACAAUAUUAUUAACAGACCGAAAUUUAAAUACUUCAUUUUUUGACCCCGCAGGAGGGGGAGACCCAAUUCUUUACCAACAUUUAUUUUGAUUUUUUGGGCACCCAGAAGUAUAUAUUUUGAUUUUACCAGGAUUUGGAAUAAUUUCUCAUAUUAUUAGUCAAGAAUCAGGUAAAAAGGAAACAUUUGGUUCUUUAGGAAUAAUUUAUGCUAUACUAGCAAUUGGUUUAUUAGGAUUUAUUGUAUGAGCUCACCAUAUAUUUACAGUUGGAAUAGAUGUAGACACACGAGCUUAUUUUACAUCAGCAACAAUAAUUAUUGCCGUACCUACCGGGAUUAAAAUUUUUAGUUGAUUAGCUACUCUUCACGGAACUCAACUUACAUAUUCCCCAGCUAUUUUAUGAGCAUUAGGAUUUGUAUUUUUAUUUACAGUUGGUGGAUUAACUGGAGUAGUUUUAGCUAAUUCUUCUGUUGAUAUUAUUUUACAUGACACUUAUUAUGUAGUAGCUCAUUUUCACUAUGUUUUAUCAAUAGGAGCAGUUUUCGCGAUUAUAGCAGGGUUUAUUCAUUGAUACCCAUUAUUUACAGGAUUAACUCUAAAUUCUAAAUGAUUAAAAAGUCAAUUUAUUAUUAUAUUUAUUGGUGUAAAUUUAACAUUUUUCCCUCAACAUUUUUUAGGAUUAGCAGGAAUGCCUCGACGAUACUCAGAUUACCCUGAUGCUUAUACAACAUGAAAUGUAAUUUCUACUAUUGGUUCAUCAAUUUCAUUAUUAGGAAUUUUAUUCUUUUUUUACAUUAUCUGGGAAAGUUUAGUAUCUCAACGCCAAGUUAUUUAUCCAAUUCAAUUAAAUUCAUCAAUUGAAUGAUACCAAAACACUCCCCCCGCUGAACACAGAUACUCUGAAUUACCUUUAUUAACUAAUUAAUUUA